This is a messenger RNA of Fusarium odoratissimum NRRL 54006, 3693 nucleotides long. RefSeq lists its product as uncharacterized. The record is from RefSeq and is a predicted model, not a curated record. The transcript is spliced from 7 exons. Gene Ontology annotation, biological process: cytoskeleton organization. Gene Ontology annotation, cellular component: cytosol. NCBI's taxonomy places the organism in Eukaryota, Fungi, Ascomycota, Sordariomycetes, Hypocreales, Nectriaceae. Bases 254 to 3322 code for a protein of 1022 amino acids.
AGGCUGAGGUGUCGGGUGCCCUCCUCCUCCAUUAACUCAACCAGGCCACGUCUACAACCAUUAUCACUCAACAUAGUCAUACAUUUCGGCCUCUUCAAAGCAUCGGUUGAGACAAAAGUCACAUGCUUGUUUUUUGUAACCAACACUUCAUCAAGCAGUAAUUCCACUAUGGCUUAAGCACCGAAACAAAAAAAAACAUCGACUUUGGCGGGGCAUUUGUUUAGAUCAACCUCACGAGCAACCGACCAACACCAUGAGCAACGUCUGGCCUCCAAGGGUCUCUCAAGACGAUGCGCAACCUGUUACUCCGAUAGAAGAUGUAACUGACACAGGCGAAAUCGCUGACCUCGCCGGCGAGGCCGAACAACCCGAUCUUCCACCGGUUCCUGCGCCGCCUACAGCAGCACGGCCUCCCCUCGAGCGAAACACUCUACAAGGCGCCCCUCCAGCCGCGCCUAUGGCGCCUCCUCCUUCAAAUGACCAACCUUCGGGGACCGACUCGCUCUCUCUCCAGCAAUUGCGCCAUAUAGUAGCGGAGUUCAAUCGCGCCGAUCCCGUCGCCUAUGAUUUUGAGUACACCGACAUGGGUCCGCAUGCCGAAGAGAUAGACGAGUGGUUCAACUAUCAGGUACCACAGUGGGUUAGGCUCAGUGCUGCACAGAGAGCUUUUAAGUGGCACUGGCAGCAUGAAUCGAGAUCUCAGGACUCAUGGGAUGAUGCAGAUAACGAUACUCGGGCACGAUUUGUCCAAACCGCUAUAGCGGGUGUGCAGUCCAAUGAUGCAGCAUUACGGUCAGCUUCUAUUGGGAAGCUGGUGUAUCUGGUUUUGGGCCGUUGGAAUGAUACUGCCAUGCCGAAUGCGACACCAGGGGACAGCCGAUCUGUCGCGAGUAUUCCGCAGCUACAGGCUAUCAAGGCUGGAGUCGAGUGUCUUAGCUCUUUGGAAGGGCUGCCCGUGAUAUGGGAAGCCCUGCGGAAUAACUUCGAAGUACAAUGGUCAGGGGAACCUCUCGGGCAGCAUAACAGCGCCCAAGAAGCUCAGGAUGAGUUGAUGAAUCUCAUGACCAUCAUGUACGUUGCAGUACAGGAAACUCUCAACGACCCAGAAGACAUGUCCUCUACAUACAGAAAGCUCUUGGAACUCAACCCCUCAAUGGUCGAUUACAUGUUUACAGCAACUUCGAAAUUACGAUGGGAUGAGCAAAAUGCCAUGCCCCAAACUCAGAUACUCCUACUGUUUUGGAAAUCAAUUCUACUUGUUUUUGGUGGAACUAAAGAGCUCGAAGCUAUCAAAGACGCUACUAAUGAGAUGGGAGACAAAGCAGCUGAUAAGAAGACCAUCACUGCUUCACCCUUAGACUAUCACGUUUUCCGGCAAGAGAUAACAUCAAAAUACCCAGCAUAUGUACCUCCGCGACCAGCCAUUCCACUUGAAGCAGACAACACCUCUUUAUUACCCCCUCUCUCGAGUCAAGUUUCCAGGAAUAACGGUGCUAACGGUAUCAUUCCCGCGCCACCCCAGGUUCACAGUGGAGGAACCUCGAUUCUUGACCAACCAGUACACAUUGCAACCCCAGCGCCGUCGCCACCCCCUUCUCCAGCAGUAAACGGAAAGGGAGGCAAGAAACAGAACUAUCAAACAAACCAGAACUUCCCUUUCAUGUACCCUCCCUUAGAUGCGUCGAGCAACUUUGCUGGCGGGAAAGGCCCUUCUGGUCUCCAACAUACUCUGGUAGGCCGAAAGUGGGAAGGAAGCGAUAUUCCCGCUUCCAUCCUUGAAGCUGGAGAGUUAUUCUCAAAACGAGUCAGGAUGACGCGAGCGACUCGCCAGCUCUGGGAAGAGCGUGAGCGAUUUCUCAAGUUUGAGCGCGGCUAUAAUAGUGACCACAAUGAUGAUGACGAUGAGAUCGAGGGUCUAGACCUUAAUGAGCUUUCGGCAGAAGAGCAAGAAAUUCUGAAGGCGGUAAAAGCGCAGACAAAAGCAGAGGAGAAGAGAAAGCAUCCCAUCGCUCCUGAACCGGAGAUUGACUAUGGUCCUCGACCAGAGCUGUUGUCUGAACGAGACAAGCAACGCCUUGCUGCUGUUGAAAAGUUCUAUCGUGAUGCUCUGCCUCACCUCCAAUCGCUUGUGAUAGUCCUGCUGCGGCCGAUUCUUCUUAACGUGACAGCAAUCGUCGCACAGCAACCUCAACAAGCACCUCCAGGAAUGGGUAGAGGUAACAAUCCUGGCAUGAACGGCGGUCCUUCGGCGAAUAGACAGCAGCAGGAGUUGCCAGGACAGAACCUCCCCAAACCACCGACACCUGAAUUAUCACUAGAAGAAGUUGACGCCGCCAGGACUCGGGAAAUUACAUCGAAAGCCAUGACUGGGAUUCUCAUACUCCUGUUGAAAUGGCUGAGAGUUUCUCAUGUUCUCAAAUUCGAGUAUAUGACGCAACUUCUAUUGGACUCUAACUACGUCCCUCUCGUCCUCAAGCUCUUUGCUCAUCAAGAUGUUCAGCAAGUGGUCGAUAGCAAAAUGGACCGCGCUGAAAAUAGUUUCUUCCAUUUCUGUAGCCUGUUGUCGCAAUCUAGAGAUAAGGCAGCUGCAGACUCGGUGCAGGAAGAUGAAGGGGAUGACGAAGAGAUAGAAGAGAGUGAAGACGAAGCUGCCCCCCCGCCAAUCAGGAGAAGACGAUCGCCAACUGCGCAAAACGACGAUGACACAGAUUCCAACAGUGAUGACCACGCUACUUCAACGAGACCCGAGGUAGACGAGCUUGGCUAUCCCCUCAAUCAACAACCGACAGAGCCUAUCACAGACUUCUCGCGCCGCAACUUCUUCUCCCUCAUUAAUUACUUGAGAGUGAUGCAAAAGAUUUGCAAAAACAAAGCACACCGAAACUUGCUGCUUGUCCAAUACAAGUCGUCAACAAUCCUUAGGAAGUCUCUCAAAGUACCUCAACCAGAACUACGCCUUUACACGCUUAAGUUGUUCAAGAACCAGGUUCCCUACUGCGGCCGUAAGUGGCGCCAGAGCAAUAUGCGGGUGAUCACGGCGAUAUAUCUGCACUGUCGACCGGAGCUGAAGGACGAAUGGCUUGCGGGAAGUGACGUGGAUGCCGAAGUAGACGCAGCGCUUCCCCUAGAACAAGCAUUGCGCAGCCUAACACACUGGCUUAACCUUCGCCGGUACCCAGACAAGAUCGCACCAGACAUUAGAGCUGCCAUGCGAGACGAGCAGGACUUUUUCUCCAGGGAACUUGAGAAGCUGGAGUUGAAUUGGACAGAUGGGGGAGGUGACGAUGGCAUGAGCGAACUAGAGCCGGGUGAGGUCUGGUAAGCUUGUUACAUAAAAGGGUUCUUGCUUGGGCGCUUUUGAUUGAUAUGGCGAUGGCAAACAGCAAGUUGUUUGUUUACUUUCCGUGAAGACUCGAAGAUUGUGGGUUUCCCGUUACAUCAGCUUUUUGGCAUGGAAUGUAACUGUUCAACCUCUUUGAUACCUAUUCAAGCCUGGCUCUGCGAUGAUAUGGAGAUGGAAGAGAUUAAAGCGAAGAGAUCAGCCCGUCAGAUGGGUAUAAAGUGUUCAAGCGACAAAAGACCCCGGAGAAAAAUUAAACUAAGAGAUAGUUUAAGGUAAAAAGAAAAUGUGAACAGAAGCUUUGAAUUGGACGUUCAUCAGUGAAAAAAACGGCUCAUCACUAUUAUCACGGC